Molecule: messenger RNA, 3722 nt
Organism: Malaclemys terrapin pileata
Lineage: Eukaryota; Metazoa; Chordata; Testudines; Emydidae
Gene: NOP9
Product: NOP9 nucleolar protein
Exons: 9
Coding region: 1375-3183 (602 amino acids)
Biological process (GO): ribosomal small subunit export from nucleus; endonucleolytic cleavage in ITS1 to separate SSU-rRNA from 5.8S rRNA and LSU-rRNA from tricistronic rRNA transcript (SSU-rRNA, 5.8S rRNA, LSU-rRNA); endonucleolytic cleavage to generate mature 5'-end of SSU-rRNA from (SSU-rRNA, 5.8S rRNA, LSU-rRNA)
Cellular component (GO): nucleolus; preribosome, small subunit precursor; 90S preribosome
Molecular function (GO): RNA binding
Source: RefSeq, a predicted model, not a curated record
CUGUUAGUCACCAACGUGGUGGCGGCUUGGGGGUGGUGGGGUCGCUGGGGGAUGCACAGCGCUGUAUGUCUUCCACUCUGUCCUCCCCCCAUGUCUGUUCGUCACCAAGGUGCUGGAGGACGCAUGGGGGGGUGUCCCUGGGGGUGCACGGCGCUGUACAUCUCUUGCUGUAUUGUCCCCCCUCCCUAGGUCUGUUCGUCACCAAGGUGCUGGAGGAGGUGGCGGGGGCAUAGUGGGGUCACUGCGGGGUUGUGAUGAUGCUGCCCCUGGGAGCCAGCUGAGGUCACUCAAUCAGGGUGAACUGCAAACAGAACGGGGCAAACCCCAAAAGCUGGUGGAUCUUCCAAUCCUUAGAUUUACCAACCAGCCCAAAACAGCCUCUGUAUUACCUCACUGGGGCCUUAGAAGUUCCCUUAAAGUGCCCAGCCUCAGGCCUCCACCCAGACACACGUGUCAGGUCUGAUGAUGAUUUGAAAAUUGUAUCUCAUCAUAUAAAGAAAAGGUUCUUCUAACCCCACAGGAUCAGCCACACCCCCAGGUCCAGUUAGAACGUAGAUCUUACCCCCAAUACGCACUUAUAGUCAAUUCCUGUUAACUAAGCGAAAAUGUAUUAAAAAAGAAGAGCGAGAGAGUUGGUUAAAAGAUGAAUAUACAGACUGACGCCUUCAGUUCUUGAGGGUUAGAUACAUAUAGCAGAGAUGAGCUUGUCGUUGCCAAAUGUCCUCUUAGACAUAGUCCAAUGUCCAUAUUCAGGGUGACUCCAGUCAAUGACUGGGGAUCUCAGGCCUUGUGGCUCAGGGUUUCCCGCUCUUGAAACCCAAAGCAGAUCUCUGAUGAAGAAGGCUCGUGUCCCGGGGUUUUUAUACAUUUCCAGCAGCCUUUUGGCCUGAGAAAACAAUAGGCUUCACUUCCCUUCUCCUACCAUCCUGGCAAUUAGCACAGGGUAAUUUAUCCAUUAAACAGUUCAGAUACAAAAAGAACAGGAGUACUUGUGGCACCUUAGAGACUAAAGUGCUACACGUACUCCUAUUCUUUUUGCGGAUACAGACUAACACGGUUGCUACUCAGAGACAGGUUGCCACAACCUUCAAAGAGACAUAUAGACAAUAAUACUGUUUCCCUCAAAUAUCUUCCUAAAUAUUACAGUACUGCUCCUUUUUUGAUCUCUGAAUCAAAGCUAUAGCAGUAGACGAGACUUGUUUGCUGACUUUACAAGACCUGAGCAAACAUCUCCCCUCUAGCUCUAAGGAUGCAGGUUGCAUUUCAAAGCUCUAUGUAUUUACAUAUCUUCCUAACCAGUCUUUAUAAAGUUUGGCCCUGGGUCAGGUCAGUCAGUGAGUUAAUUAACUCUUUCUGGCCCUCUGUCACCUUUCAAUGGGAGAUUAUAUUCCACUCAUAAUGUCACAGGGGUGCACGGUGCUGUACGUCUCUCACUGUGUUCUCCCCUCCAGGUCUGUUUGUCACCAAUACGCUGGAGGAGGCGGCGGGAGGAUAAUGGGGGCCAGGAUGUCACUGGGGAGUGCACGGUGCUGUACGUCUCACUGUGUUCUCCCCCCAGGUCUGUUCGUUACCAACGUGUUGGAGGAGGCGGUGGGCUCCGCGCUGCCCCUGGCCCUGGACCCUUCCGGCUCCCUGCUGCUCCAGGCCCUGCUGCCUGAGGCCUCGCCCGCCCAGCUGGCCCAGCUCCUGCGCCCCCUGUUGCCUGCCCUGUGCCAGGCUGCCUGCCACCCCUGUGGUGCCCACGUUCUGGAGGCUGCCCUGCUCCGGGCUCCUCGGCUGCUGGGAGAGGAGGAUGCUGGGACGCUAGAGGAGCUGGUGCUGCAGCUGGGGCGGGCCGUGAGGGAGGAGCUGGGGGCCUUCGCCCGGGACCCCCACGCCAGUUUUGUGGUGAGGACCCUGCUGCAGGUACUGGGGGGAGUCCGUGUCGGCUCUGAUGCGGCCCGGGGGCUCUCGGGGACAGGGCCCCCUGCCCCACACAAGAAACAGGCUGAAGCUGAGAGCGAGGGGCCGGCGGAGUUUGAAGUCCCGGACUCGUUCCUGGCCCUCUUGCGGGAGUUCAUUGCUGCUUUCCAGGAGAACAUCGCAGAGUUCAUCACCCACAGAGUCGCCAGCCUCUGCCUGCAGGUGGCGCUGGAGGUUUUGCACAGGAAGCUGCCUGAGGCCUGCGCUGAGCUGUGCAGCUCCGUGAUUGGCUACCUGAGCUCGCGGAACCCCUCCGCUGGAUGCAGCCCCCUGCUGGUGUUCCUGAAGGACCCCGUCUGCAGCCGAGUGCUGGACAAGGUGCUGGAGGUGUCGGAGCCGCGGAUGCUGCGGGCGCUCUACCGCCAGCACUUCCGGGGCCAGCUGCGGGCACUGGCGGGUCACGGGGUGGCCAACUUCACCCUCCAGCGCCUCAUCGGGGCCGCGCCCCCCAAGCUGCUGGGGAAGGUGCUGGCAGAGCUGGGGCCGGGGCUGGAGGAGGUGCUGGCCCAGGGGCAUGCAGGCGUGGCCACGGCGCUUCUGGGAGCCUGCCGGCGGUGCGGGGCCAGCCAGCAGGAGGCGCUGCAGUUGCUCAUGGAGGCCUUCCACUGUUGGGAGCCCCCCGUCCGGCGGGCAGCCUGUGCUCCCCUCUUUGCCUCCCUGCUGCCCUAUGAGGUGUACUAUGCCCCGGGUGAGGGCCAGGAGGUGCAGCCCCCCCUGGAAGAGCAGCCUGAUCCCCCACCUGCCCUGGCCUCGGUUUCCCUCCAUGGCUCCCUGCUGCUCCAGCACCUGCUGCACUUCGCUGACCCCUCCCCCGUGCUGCGAAGCCUGGCCGCUCUCCCCCCGCACGACCUGGUCACCCUGGCCUGCAGCCCGGCCGGCAGCCAUGUCUACGACGCCCUCCUGGCCAGCCCCUCCGUACCCCGCAAGCCCAGGCGCAAGGUGCUGCGCGGGCUCCAGGGUCACUACGUGUCUCUGGCUUGCAACAAACAUGGGAGCAGAGUCCUGGACGCCAUCUGGAGCCGGGCCACCCUGCCGGCCAAGAGACAAAUUGCCCAGGAACUGGCCGAGCAGGAGCAGCAGCUGCGCAAUGACCCCUUUGGGCACCAUUUGGUGCGGAACUUCGCCCUGACCCAUUUCGUGAACCGCCGGCGAGACUGGGACCGGCACCAAGAGGCGGAGACCAAACGCAGGGAGCUGUUCGCUGAGAUUCUGGAGGAUUGAAUACUGGGGGGCAGCGAUGGGAUUGCUAGCCCCUUCUGGCACCAGGAGAGACUCUUCUUCCAACCAUAGAGAUCCUGGAGGACUGAAUGCCAGAGCGGGUGCUGCUCACAUCUGCUUCUACCCAUAGAGAUUGUGGAAGACUGAAUAUCAUCAGAGUGGGUGCUAUGGAGUUUUUAUGGCCCUCUUGGCUCCUAACCAUAGAGACUAUAGAGGACUGAAUACCAGGAGUGCUGUGUGGUGGUCUUAUGCUCUCAUCCGCUUCUGACCAGAGAGCCUGGAGGACUGAAUACCAGAGCGGAUGCUGUGGAGUCUUUAUGUCCCUGUUGGCGCCUAAGCAUAGAGAUGUUGGAGGACUGACUACGGGUGGUGUCUGUGUUGGGGUCCUUACCCCUACCCACUAUCUGUUCUGAACCCUAGAGAUCCUGGCGGACUCACCCCCACUAGGGGCCGCUCUGGACUUCCUUUCUCCCUCUUGUCUGCUCCCAACUGCACAGAGGCGGUUACAAUCCUGAUUUUCUAUAAAGGUUUCUAUUUCCCUA